GUCUCCGUGAAGAUAUGGACGGGACCAGAGCGUCCAGUUCCGUCGCCUGUCUGAGCACCGCGGUGGCUGCCGUCCUUCGUGCCGUUUUGUGGCCGACAGGCGAUUCGGCCGGAUUUGGAUAACUGGCGUUUUCAUUAUGCCCCCGGUCACCAACUGGAAAUCUGCUGGCAUCGAAAGUAUGCUGAACCGUAUCAAACAUUAUUUCAAAUACUGCGGAAAUGGAAACUUACAAAAAGCAGCUUCUAAUAAUUUAUCUAACUAAGAUGUUUUUAAUGAUUUAUUUUGAUGCGCUCGAGAAAUGUGGAGCGCGUUUAUGAACGGCUCCGGGCCGCAUGGUGGGGGCGGUGCUGGCGGGGGAUACGUCCCGUCUCAGGGAUGGGAGUUUGUGCCCUGCUCCGGGAUGGAUAGGGCAGACAGAGGCAGAGGGAAGACCCGCAGUCCGCUGAGAAGGAUCUCCUCUCCGCCCACUGUCUUCAGUCAGAUCUGUGAGACCCAGCUCGGUGCUUCGCCGGUCGGAGGGGAAGGUGGACCAGGGACACAGCUUGAGAUCCUCAGGGGACAAAUGUGGCCGGGUCCCGAACCCCAGCAGCAGCAUAAAACACAACACACGCGGCUCAAAAAGAAAUUUGAGGAUUUGAAAAAGCGACAUGUACAGGAAAGGGAGGAGUGGGUGCGCGAGAAGGAGUCAUUGUUGAGAGAAGUGGCUGACAUACAAGGAGGGGAGAACAGGAGGAUUCUGCUGGACCUGAAAACGGUUUUGGAGGAAGUGCAGGCGGAGGUGAAGAAAGAGGAGGAGAAGAGAAGUGAGCUCCAGCUGCAGUACACCCGAGACAGAUGUGCCUGGGAGCUGGAGAAGGCCGAGCUCAAAUGCAGGAUUGCACAGUUGGAGGCUAGAGAGGGUACUGGGUUGGUGAGUGGAGGGGUCCAGUCAGCAGCAGGUCCUGGCUGUGUGGCGUCACACAGCAUUCAAGAACAACAUAGUGAGACUCCAACUCUCCUCUGGGAGAAGGAAGAGCAGCGAAAGCUCCUGGCAGACACACACUCAACGGCCAUGGACCUGCGCUAUCGCCUUGAGCACAACGAGAGGGACUGGAUAAGGGAAAAAGCCGAGCUGCUGGAGAGGUUUGACGUAGAGAGGAGGGAGUGGGAGAGCCAGUUGAAAGAUAUGCAGAGGAAAAUAGAAGAGCUGUACUGUGAAGUGAGAGCCAAGCGAGAGGGGACCGGACUGGACAGUGGGAGGCAGGACGACGAUGAUGUUGUGCAAAGGCUCAGCAUGCGUUCAACCAGCACAGGCUCCAGUCUGCUUAGUGACAUCUCCCGCUCUGAGCCGCUCAGCAGUAGCAGUCAAUCAGAACCCAACAGACAACCCCCAUUACCUGGCUAUGGUCACAACAGAAACAUCAGUGGUGGUGGUUGUGCAGACAGCAUCUGUGAAUGUAAUGUUAAACCUCAGCUGGUGGAUGAAUUGAGAUCCAGAGGCACUUGGCAGCAAGACUCUGUUGAUGAUAGCAAGGACGCUGUGGAUACAAUGGAGCUGGAUGCUAUAUUUCGUGGAGCUCCUGGAUGUGGAAUGCUGCAGAAAAAAGCCUCUAAAGGGAUUGAAAACAAUGUCCAUACUGGUCCACGAGAAAGUCCUGUUUGGGCAGAGCUGAGUUAUGGCAGCGGCAAGAAGAUGAACACCUCUGCUCUCAAUGCUGCUCUGAAGGAGAUAGCCCGUGUAAGCGAGGAGCUUUGUAGCUACCAGGAUGAGAUCAGAAAGAAGAGCGGAGAUAAGAGGAAUCGAACUGAAUCCCUGUGCCUAACUGAGGAGAGGGAAAUGCUGUUUGGCCAUGAUACAAGCCAACUGGUGGAUGAACCUCCCUGUGACUUCAGCCAGAUCUACAAUGACCUCCGGGCCUUUGAAAGGGAAAACUGGAUCACCUUGUCACCAGAUAACCCCUGGCAGGCGAACAGAGCUCCCAGUGAGACCCUGAGAACAAGUGCCGCUGAUCCAGACAGCUACAGAGACACACAGACAAGCCCUGGAAUACUCCCUGAGACGGAUACAGCUGCUCCACCCAUCCCUCCUCGCACCUCCUCCUGGAAUCUGAGCACACCUACCCAUCCUGACACAGAACUCCACAUCCCAGAAUCCCCUAUGACGACAGUGAGGAAGUGCCAUAGCCCCUGUGUUCUAGUGGACAGAAAGUGCAGCAGCCCAUCCAUUGUCAGGAAGUUUGAGGCUAUGCUACAAGAAAAUGAGGGCAAAGUUUUUGUAGACGGUGUGGGAGCGUCGUGCUCUGUACCUGCUAACUCUAACUGUAAUAUGGGCUGCUGCCACAACCGCUGGUCCUGCGAUUCAAGCAAGCUCAGUAGCAGUAAGUUGUCUGCAUAUGGGACAGUACAGAAAAGCUUCUCUGAAGUCAACAUAGUGAGUGCUGAGAAAGUCUCAGAGUACAGCCCAGGUGUCGGUAACUUAAAAAACCCUGAGCCGCAAAUGCCUCCCCUCAUCAAAGAAUUACCUGCAGAUUUGCUGUUGUCCUCCCAGGAAAUGCCACCUGCCAGCCCCAACCUCCAGGGCCCUAAAAGAAACAUAAAGCUGGAACAAAAAACAGCUGAGUUCAACAGAACUUUGUUUCAAGCUGAGAUGGGGCGUGGUGUAGAGGAACAAGACAGUUUUACUGUAACAGAUGCCUCCCAUCUUGGCUGCCAACCGGUCCUUAAAGCAUCAGAUGAGGUUUUACCUCCCAGGGAGACUAAAUUUCAGUCACAUUGUACUGAUGUCACCACUGGCAUUAUGGGUUUGCAUCCUGAAGUCACAUUAUCUCUCUCCACUUUGGAUUCCACAAUUCAGAGUCCCGAGGUCCAACCAAGGCAAAUGAGAUGUGGUCAGGAAGGUCAAGAGGUCAGAAGGAAGCAAGAAAUCCCUUAUGACCUUCCACCUGAACAGCCCCAGGUCGGACUCAGGGAGGCCACCACAAAAACCUUUCAGAGUCCUGCUCACCAUUCUGAGGUCAAGCACAAAGUUAGAACAGCGAGCAGUCCUUCCAUGAAAACACAACAAAGAGCAGCCACAGAGGCUCUCUUUUCUGAGCCCGUCUUGCCUGCAAAUAGCCAGCCAGGUCAGACUGUGGAGGGUUCCAGCUCUACCAAUGAGAAUCCACAUGGAGCAAAGCCUCAGCCAGCCAGAGUGGGCGUCUCGCUCCAGCAACCGCCUGCAGAGAACAAACAAAGACAGAUGACACAGCCAGGGCACCAGGCACAGCCAAGGCAUGUGUCUUUACCUCCUUCCCAGUCUGACUUCUCCAGACAUGGGCCUCGAAUGAUGAAUGACCAUCCGUGGAAGCCCCUCACUCUAGCAGCGUACCCACGACCUGAGGGCUCCAGGUCCAACUACGGGGCAGUGGAAAGGAUUCUGAAGAAUUAUGAGAGCGCAGCUCGGGCUCAACAAAGCCAAAAAAGCGAGACGGCUUCAAGUCCUAACCUUAGUGUUAGGCAGGAGGAGAACGUCACAGAACUGGACAUGCUGGACAUGGACCCUCUGCCCUUACCCCAUACUCUGAGGCACACACAGACUUCACACACCUCACAGACACACACCACUCAUGCACAGCUCACUAGCCACACUGCCAUGGGCGUGAAAGAGAUACAGCUUAUAGUGCAGGAAAAUGAGGAGUCUUCUGUCUCCUCUCUAUCCGUCCAGAAGAACUUCUCGAGGCCUUCCCGUCCUGCCAACCGACGCCUCCCCUCCCGAUGGGCCAGCCACUCCCCCACUUCUUCCUCCUCCACCUCUUCAACUCCCUCCAACACCCCCGUCGUGCCGCCAUCCUUGCCCCUCCAGAAACACACUUCUUCUUUUACCUACUCACACGGCUUUCACAUAGAGACUGUCAUCAUUUGAUCUCGCCUCACUGUGCGUUUGAACCAACCAGAAGCCUUCAGUGGUAACCUCCGAACUUUCCCUUUCUCUUUUUCAUCAUCACUGUUGUACAUACCAAACCCAGACUGCUUCUCCAUGCCUAGAGACUCAGAAGUGCUUUAGUUGUGAGUUCAUCAACUCACCUUUAGAAUGUAUAUGGCAUCCAGUGGAGCCUAACUGACCAAGGAUGGCAUUUAAAGGAUCUGAAGCAGUUUGAGUUAUUCACCAGUAUGCUCCUAAUUAACCUGCCAGGCAUCAAGCAUAGCCUCAGAGGACAGUCGCAACACCACUUUCCAAAGGAACAGUCACAUCCUAUGUGUCAUUCAUUCAUGCCAACCAUCUGAAUGGAUAUCUUAUGCUCAGGUCUGGAUUCCAGCCUUGACUAGUGUAGCCUUGCAGAUUUACCAACAACAGACCUGUCACUACUCCUUCUGUUCUAUAUAAAGUAUUUACACAUUUAAAAGUGAAGAUAGCUCAUAUUCAAAUGAUCUACAAACUUUCAGCCAAAUAAAAUCCAGAAUGAUGUAUUUAAUAUGUACUAUUUUGUAUUUUCUGUGCAACAUGUUUUGUGUGUUUUUUGCACAAAAUAUGAUGUUACAUACACAAUAUGCAGCAUCAUGUUGGUUUCUGAGAUAAAGGCAGUGGAGAAGAUUUCCCCCACCAUCACUCUCUGUUUGCUGAAUAAAGCAGUGUUGGUUUUCUGCCUUCUUGAAUAGUACCUACAGUAGAUGCUUGGACUGUACCUUGCCUGUGUAACUCACUUGCCUGUCUAACAACAUUUUACUUUAUGCUCAUGAUUGGCUUUACAUUCUUCAUGAUUAAGUAAAAACAACAUUCAUCAACAGAUAGAUUAAAUUGUGAGUUCUGUUUUUAUAACUUUGUACCAAAGGCUGGUUUCUUUAUAUACAUUUUCCUGAUUUGAAAAUUAAAUGCAUUGUUUGUAAUGGCAUUUAUGUUGCCUGUCCACCCAUUGCUGAUGUUUUCCAAUCAAAAUGUACGUUAAACAUCUUUCAUGGGAGUCUGCUUCUGUGCAUAACAUAAGUAAUGAUGCUUAUAAAAAAUACUGAAAAGCCUUUUUUUCUACUUUUAGUAAUCCUGAAUGGUCACAUAUCAGGACACUCAGCUGAGUAGUAUAGUUUUUUUUGGGUCAAAAGAAAUCAUAUCAUGGUGAAUCAUAUCAUGAUGAAGGUGAUGCCU
Xiphias gladius (swordfish) is the source of this 5095-nucleotide messenger RNA. It is a transcript of the gene mtcl3a, whose product is annotated as SOGA family member 3a. The coding region runs from base 299 to 3880 and encodes 1193 amino acids. Lineage: Eukaryota; Metazoa; Chordata; Actinopteri; Istiophoriformes; Xiphiidae. The record is from RefSeq and is a predicted model, not a curated record. The transcript is spliced from 7 exons.